CAUACUCAGUUCAGCUUUAGCGUGAUCACAUAGAAAUGAGCGCCAUUAAAACCUAUUUUAAAGAAGAAUGUCGUUUGCUAAUGUUAAGUUUAGAACACCCUAAGAGUUCAGAUUUUUACAUCAGUGUUUGGCAAUCCACCCGGUCUCCUCUACCACUCUUGAUAUGGCGAACGCUGUUGUUUCUAGCAUCAUUGGGCAUAUUUAUAACUUCAAUUACUUUUUACAUAGUUAGCCCCAUAUCUGUCGGUUACUGGUUUAUAUAUCUGACUCAUUGGGGCCUCACCCUGAUGCUAUUUGCUACCGGAUCAGGAGCAGCAAUCUCUGCACGCUGUUACUUCGCUGGACCAAUAAGCGCCGAAUUUUGUUUGCCCUGGUAUGUGAAGACGUUUUGGGUUCUACAUAAUGUAUCUGUUCCCUUGGCUUUCCUAAUCACAAUAUUUUACUGGACGAUACUUUAUAGUGAGGACUUCCUGGAGGAGUUGAACGCCGCUUUGGAUAUCGCUAUACACGGAAUCAACUCCCUUAUUAUGUUCCUGCUUCUUGUAACUUCUUCUCACCCCAUCCGCUUCUUACAUCUAUUACAUCCUUUUGCAUUCGCGUUUACCUACGUGUUCUUCAGCAUCGUAUAUUAUCUCGCUGGCGGCACCGGUCCGUCGGGUGAACCUUAUAUAUAUCCCGUUGUACAUUGGGGUGAGCCGGGAAUAGCCAUUGUUGUCGUGGUAGUAACGGGGCUGAUGCUUAUUUUCCUGCAUUUCAUAACCAUCGGCCUGGGUGCGGCCCGGGACGCUAUUGCAGACCGUCUCAUCAGGCCCUCGGUUACAGUCCACGUGGAUGAAGGCGUCGCACUCCGAAGCCCUAACCCACAAAAUACAGCAGUCUGACGUACAAA
Messenger RNA from Vanessa tameamea, 889 nucleotides. RefSeq names its product protein rolling stone-like. Bases 36 to 881 code for a protein of 281 amino acids. The transcript has 4 exons. The record is from RefSeq and is a predicted model, not a curated record. NCBI's taxonomy places the organism in Eukaryota, Metazoa, Arthropoda, Insecta, Lepidoptera, Nymphalidae. Gene Ontology annotation, cellular component: membrane.